Metarhizium robertsii ARSEF 23 is the source of this 843-nucleotide messenger RNA. RefSeq names its product MFS transporter. Gene Ontology annotation, biological process: transmembrane transport. Gene Ontology annotation, molecular function: transmembrane transporter activity. The record is from RefSeq and is a predicted model, not a curated record. The transcript has a single exon. Lineage: Eukaryota; Fungi; Ascomycota; Sordariomycetes; Hypocreales; Clavicipitaceae. Gene Ontology annotation, cellular component: membrane. Bases 1 to 843 code for a protein of 280 amino acids.
AUGGCUGUGAGCAUCACGGCGGAAUUCCUCGGCUCCCUUGGUGCCGCCGCACUCAUGGUCUGGAACCCGUGGAUACCCAUGAUUCUCGCCGUUUUCAUCAGAGCGACUGGUAUUGGUGUACUGCUAUUCAUCCCGGAAACACUGAAUUACAACGCUAGUGAACCUGAUGCUGCACCCACCGAGGAAGCAACUGCGCAGCCUUCAGAGUGGUGGAGGUGUUGCGAGAAUGCACUCAGCCAUAUUCUGAGCUCUAUAUCCUUCCUGGCAUCUAAUAAGAAGGUUUUUUUGAUAAUUUCCCCCUUUACAGUUCAUCCGCUUUUCAGCCAGGAAAUUCUGCGUCUAUACAUCUCGACGCAUUAUAAGCAAACCCUCGCGUACGCUACAAUGAUGAUAUCUAUUCGCUGCGGCUGCAUCUUAUUCCUCAACCUCUUCAUCCUACCCGUUUUAAACAGGUAUUACCAGAAAUUAUGGGGCCCUAGACAAUCGGACUUGCUUCUCGCACGCGCCAGCGCAGCAAUCAGGUCUCUGAGCUUGCUGGGGCUCGGCGUGGCGCCCAAUCAACCGCUCUUGGUCUCGGCUCUGCUUAUCAAUUCCCUUGGAUGGGGAAUGCUCCCCCUGGUCAGAAGCUUGGCGACGAGUCUAGUGGAGCACCACAAUGUUGCGCGGCUGAAUAGUCUUAUCGGUGUGGUUGAUAUAGUUGGCCGGAUAGCCGGGAGCCCUCUCAUGGCUCUGUUGUUUGCAAAAGGAGUCGAGACUGGAGGCACGUGGGCCGGCUUGCCGUUUAUAUUCCACUCCGGAGUUGUUUUGGUUCCGCUGGUGGGAUUGAUGCACGUCUCUGUAUAA